Messenger RNA from Symsagittifera roscoffensis, 1813 nucleotides. Its product is annotated as paraplegin-like. The record is from RefSeq and is a predicted model, not a curated record. Gene Ontology annotation, cellular component: m-AAA complex. The transcript has 11 exons. Lineage: Eukaryota; Metazoa; Xenacoelomorpha; Acoela; Convolutidae. Bases 56 to 1771 code for a protein of 571 amino acids. Gene Ontology annotation, biological process: mitochondrial protein processing. Gene Ontology annotation, molecular function: ATP binding; metalloendopeptidase activity; ATP hydrolysis activity.
CCUAAUUGUUGUGAUAAACUUAUUAAAUAGAUGAAUCGAUUAACAUUUUGAUAAAAUGACAUCAACAUCAAAGUCUUCGUUGUUUCUCCGACGGCACAGUUCGUAUGGAAUAGCAAAUUUCUCACUUGAAAGUUCUUCACAGCUGACGAAAUGUUCCUCGAGAAGGUCGAUUUCAGUGGGAGCAAACAGAAAGUACGUGUUAAAAAGAAAGCAAUACGAAAAUGACGCCUCAGUUCCCACCAUGAAAAAAGGAUAUCAUGGCCAUUCCAUUCAUGCAAUAAACUAUACACAGUCAAGGAGGAUGAACUUGGGACAGAUAUUCGGGGUGAUCUCAAAGGACCCAUGGGAGAGGUUUGACCCAAAGAAGCAACAGCUUGUGAAAAUGGAGGACGUGGCUGGCAUGAAAGAGGCCAAAGUAGAGGUGAUGGAGUUUGUCGACUUCCUUAAGAAUCAAGCCAAGUACACGACAUUAGGCGCCAGACUACCAAAAGGGGCGCUCUUGUUGGGACCUCCCGGAUGUGGCAAGACUUUGUUGGCCAAGGCAGUUGCAAACGAGGCUCAGGUUCCCUUCUAUUUCGCGGCUGGCAGUGACUUCGUGGAGAUGAUUGGGGGACUAGGUGCGAGGAGGGUACGUAAUCUGUUCAAGAAGGCUAGAGAGGAUGCACCCUGUAUUGUGUUUCUGGACGAACUGGAUGCUCUGGCCGCCAAAAGAGCUGGUGGUGGAGGCGGUGGUGGUUUUCCUGAAAACGGGGAGGCUGAGCAGACUCUGAACCAGCUGCUCACUGAACUGGAUGGGAUGACGUCAUCCGAAGGGGUAAUGGUGUUAGCCAGUACCAACAGGCAGGAUACACUCGACCAGGCUAUACUCCGACCAGGGAGAUUUGACCGACAGAUCACAGUGACUCUCCCCACUCUGUCAGAGCGAGUGGAAAUAUUCAACGUGUACCUGAAGAAACUGAAGCUAGAGAACCCGUAUGAGUCAUACGCUGAGUCACUGGCAGAAUACACUUCAGGAUUCACGGGGGCUGACAUCUCUAACUUCUGCAAUGAGGCAGCUCUUAAUGCUGGCUCACACAACCACGAGUUUAUAUCAGAUAAGAACUUCUGGUAUGCGAUUGAGAGAGUGAAGUUUGGUCUGAAGAAAAGGAGUGGCAGUGUGCAGCAGAUGGAGAAGAGGAAGUUCGCUUACCACGAGGCGGGACAUGCCAUUGUGGCUUGGCAGUUGGAACACACGGCACCUCUACUAAGGAUCAGCAUCGUGGUCUAUAGCAAGUCCAUAGGGUCAGCAUGGCACGCGGACAGGGACAUAUAUCUGGCCACAAGUGAGUACCUGCUGGAUAGCAUGUGUCUCGGUCUGGCGGGCAGAGUGGCCGAACAACAGGUGUUCAACCAGGUGUCGUCUCAUGGAGCAGAAGAUCUGCAGAAAGUGACUAAGAUAGCGAAGGACAGGGUGGAGAAAUAUGGCAUGAACGAAAACAUUGGCUUCAUAUCCUUCCAACAAGACUACAUUGAGCGACCUUACAGCAAACAAUUGGCCAGAGAAAUGGAUAGAGAGAUGAAAGCGGAAAUAAGCACAUGCUACAAAAGAGUGGAAAGUAUCAUCAGCGAAAACAGAGACAAGUUAGACUUAGUGGCCGAAGAAUUGCUCAAGAAAGAAUCUCUAACUUACAAAGACAUUGAACAACUAAUUGGACCUCCUAAGUUUGAAAAGGACUUGCCGGAACAAACGACUGUUUUUUCAGAGAAAUUUGUAAAGGCUAAUGCAGCAUGAUUUUUUUAUUUGUAGUUUAAAUUUAUUGCAAUUUCUUUUAAA